Molecule: messenger RNA, 3105 nt
Organism: Ahaetulla prasina
Lineage: Eukaryota; Metazoa; Chordata; Lepidosauria; Squamata; Colubridae
Gene: FAIM
Product: Fas apoptotic inhibitory molecule
Exons: 5
Coding region: 2255-2848 (197 amino acids)
Biological process (GO): canonical NF-kappaB signal transduction; negative regulation of extrinsic apoptotic signaling pathway via death domain receptors; positive regulation of neurogenesis
Source: RefSeq, a predicted model, not a curated record
CUCGAUUUACAACAGUUCGUUUAGUGACCGUUCAAAGUUACAACGGGCACUGUAAAAACUGACUUAGGACUGUUUUUCACACUUAUCACCAUUGCAGCAUCACCAUAGUGAUGUGAUCACGAUUCAGAUGCUUGGCAACUGAUUCUUAUUUAUGACGGUUGCACAGUGUCUUGGGGUCUUGUUAUUGCCAUUAACAAGACCUUCUGACAAGCAAAGUCAAGGGGGAAGCCAGAUUCACUUAACAACUGUGUUACUAACUCAAUGACUGCAAUGAUUCACUUAACAGCUGUGGCAAGAAAGGUAAUAAAUUUGGGCAAAGUUCACUUAACAAAUUUCUCACUUGGUGACAGAAAUUUUGGGCUCAAUUGUGGUUGUAAGUCGAGCAGUGGUAGGUUGCCCCCAGUGUAGUAAAACCAACAGGAGGCUCCACCCACUGACCCAGACGUCAUCAGGAAGCUUAUGUGUAGAAGUGUGCAUGAAGCAUGCACAUGCACACAGUCCCAUUGUGAACCAGUAGUAAAGAUAAGUAGAACCCACCCCUGAAGUUGAGGACUACCUGUAUAUAAAUCUCAAAUCCCAUUCCUGCAUAAAAGUUAUUAGAAAGAGAAAUAACGUGGAGUGGUAUGAUUCCUUUAGUCCGCUGUAAGUUUUAUCUACAGGGAAAUGGCUUUUUUCGUAUGGAAGGGUGAUUGUACCCAGCCUCAUUAUUUCAGAUCAUUCAGGAAUAAAAAGAAUCACUUUGAAAAAUUACUUGGUCUUCCCUUAACUAAAGUCACCCAAAGCACAUCUAAAUAGGGAGGCCUGUUUCCCUAACAACCCCUUUUCAGUAUUUUUUUUAGAAUCCAGAAAUGUGGGUUGAAUGAAAUUAAAAUUGACAUACUUAGCUGGUUCAUACAACAUUGCAAGCAUUAAUAUUUUUUUCAAGCAACACAUCUAUUAUGUGAAGUUAGUUUUUGUGACUUUUAAAUGUAUUUGAUGGCAUAUUCUUGCAAAUUCAACUGAUUAUGGUUUAUUGAAUAGAUCUUAACAUAUGGGCAAACUAGGUGAAAUUUGUGAUAUAAUCACACUGCCGUUUCUUUUUUAAUUCAGAGUUGAUGCCUAGAAUUUAAUUGAAUUUGUUUUGCAGAAUAUUUUGCUAUAGUUUUCAUCAAAUGAAACUUGGAGAACUCAACAGAGAAUACUGUUUAAAUUUAAGCAUUACAUUAACACAAAGAAAUCUAGUAGCAUGCAUAGCACAGAACUGAUUGUUGUUUUAGUUCAUAGCUGAGAAAUAUUACUCUAUUCUUGUCAGAUAUGUAAAAAGUGCCAAAGUCAGAAAAAAGCAGGUUAAAGUGGCUGCUGUGGAAAAUGUUUCCCGUCAUGAAACAUCAUUAAUUAGAAUUCAUCUCCACUUUCAUUAAUUUGUCAGCAUUCUGUAUUACCAUUUGUCUUUUUUAUGUAGAUUGAUAAGUAUCUUCCAAACAUUGCCAUCCCACUUUUUAUUUCUUAGGGAUGCCUAUGGAAUCCUUCUGCAAUUUUAAUGAAAAAUAUGGAAAUGCAUAUAAUACCGGCCUUAAUCAUUUUAUUUUUUUUAUUGCAUACCAGUUUUCUGCUUAUUUGUUUAUAAUAAAAGUAACUUUUCAAGUGGUGGGGGAAAAUAUGUGGGUGCUGCUGUAACAUCUGCUGUUUUAAACCUUAUAUAUAUUUUUUAAUGUGCUGCUUUGUGUUCCAAAAGUGUCAAGAAUGAAAAAGUUAAAGUAGAAACCAGAAGGAAGAAAUUGCUGACCAUUAACAUUAGCUGUGAUAUGUUGGAGCAAGCAGCUUAGAGAUUUCUUAUUUUUGUUAAAUAACUUAGUGAUUAUAACAUCUUGUUGCAUUCCUUAACUGAGGUUCAAGAUCUUUUGAGCUAGGUCAAAAGGUUAUAAAUGCUACUGGCAAACUUGCAAAUAUUUGAGGAACAGGUUCAGCCUGCUUUUUAGUGAAUGAUUGUAAGUAGUAACUAUGGUAUUUCUAGGUAAACUGCGUUUGUGUAUCCAAAUUAAUUUCAAGCCACUGACAGAUUGGCAAGAUCAAGAAGUAAAAUUAGGAUGCUUUUCUCAGCAUUUCUCCCCAGCUCAGGAUUUGAAACAGCAGUGAUUUGUCAUGAACACAAUUAUUCUAAAUACCUUAACUUAGUUUUUACUUUUUUGCUGCUACUUCUUUCUGCUUUCUUUCUUUCUUUUUUUCUUUUUUUCUUUUUUUGCUGCUAAUUGGAUUAAAAGCCAUUUUGUAUACUAUGGCAACUUGGAUGGAGACUGAUUACAAUGAAGAUGUAAGUUACCUAGACAGAAUGGCGGACCUGGUGGCUGUCUGGGAAGUAGGCCUGAGUGAUGGUGUUCACAAAAUUGAAUUUGAACAUGGGACCACAUCAGGAAAGCGUGUUGUGUAUGUAGAUGGAAAGGAAAUAAUAAGAAAAGAAUGGAUGUUUAAAUUAGUGGGAAAGGAGACAUUUACAGUUGGAGCAGCUAACACAAAGGCUACUAUUAAUAUUGAUGCAGUCAGUGGAUUUGCCUAUGAAUAUACUCUGGAAAUAGAUGGAAAAAGUCUCAAGAAAUAUCUGGAGAAUCGGUCAAAAACAACAAACACUUGGGUAUUACACCUAGAUGGUACAGAUUUUAGAGUUGUUUUAGAGAAAGAUACAAUGGAUGUCUGGUGUAACGGUAAAAAAGUGGAAACAGCGGGUGAAUUUGUAGAAGAUGGGACAGAAACACAUUUCAGUAUUGGAAAGCACAACUGUUAUAUCAAAGCUAUCAGCAGUGGGAAGAGAAGGGAAGGAAUUCUUCACAUGCUCAUUGUGGAUGAUGGAGAAAUUCCAGAAGUCUUGGAAUAACUUUCAGAGACUAAUGCAGAUAAAAAAUAUCAGGGAUUUUCAAUUACUGAGGUAUAAUUGACAAUUGUAAUGUGUACUUGUUCAUUGAGUCUGUGCUGGAUUUUUUAAGUUAGAAUAUAGAAAAUUCACUAGAGGGCCAAAUAAAUAUGUAAAGUUGUGUAUAAUCUAUUAUUUUGUUAUAUGGGGCACUGAAGGGGAACUGACUAAUGUAGAAAUUGUUUACAUGGGACAUUUUAAUAAAAUAGUGCAGAAUGAAA